AUGAUUGCGUUGUCCACGGCAACCCACACCUCCAUAGAUAUUCCCCUCACGGAUGUUGAGGAAGCUCUUUAUACUCAAGCUGGAGCCAGAGAAGUACCGUUCCCUGGUAUGGACAAGAGUGGUAGAGGAGUAUGUUUAAAACAUUAUCAAGGAAUAUGUUCGUUAGGCCCGGUAUGUCCAUUACGACAUCUUGUAGGUGAUAAAAUGGUAGUUUGUAAGCAUUGGUUACGUGGUUUGUGCAAAAAGGGUGAUCAAUGCGAGUUCUUACACGAAUAUGAUUUAACGAAAAUGCCAGAAUGCUUCUUCUUCUCCAAAUACAUGGCUUGCAGUAAUAGGGAAUGCCCGUUUAGACAUAUAGAUCCUGAAUCCAAAUUGAAGGAUUGUCCGUGGUAUGAUCGAGGUUUUUGUCGACAUGGACCAUAUUGUAAACAUAAACAUAGGAGGCGUGUUAUGUGUCCCAACUAUUUAGCAGGAUUUUGCCCAGAAGGUCCCGAUUGUAAAUUUGCUCAUCCAACUUUUGCUCUGCCAGCAGCUGAGAACUCUUCCGCUAACAAUAAAAAGACGUUCAAUCAAUUAAUCACUUGUCAUAAUUGUCAUGAACGAGGGCACAAAGCCACUUAUUGUCCCAACUUGCCUCAAAAGACGGCAACAGAAAUCGUGAAUACUAACAGUCGUGGUCCAGUUGAUCUUUCAUUAAUUCCAGAUAAAAAAGUUCUCUCAGAAGUUACUUGCUAUAAGUGUGGUGAGAAGGGACAUUAUGCCAAUCGCUGUCAUAAAGGUGUUCUGGCUUUCUUAUCGAAUACUGCUCAUUUAGCGCAGGAACAAAGAGAGAAAGAUGAGAAAGAAGGAAGAUAUAUGCCUGGAGGAGGGUUCUUGAAUCCGCCGACAAUGAACACAAAUCGAAACGGUUAA
This is a messenger RNA of Auanema sp. JU1783, 912 nucleotides long. Lineage: Eukaryota; Metazoa; Nematoda; Chromadorea; Rhabditida; Rhabditidae. The record is from the annotation of a GenBank genome assembly.